This is a messenger RNA of Thunnus maccoyii (southern bluefin tuna), 6872 nucleotides long. RefSeq names its product fibromodulin b (gene fmodb). Gene Ontology annotation, molecular function: protein binding. The transcript has 3 exons. The record is from RefSeq and is a predicted model, not a curated record. Bases 3106 to 4374 code for a protein of 422 amino acids. Lineage: Eukaryota; Metazoa; Chordata; Actinopteri; Scombriformes; Scombridae.
AAUCUACUGUAUGUGCUGUACGUAAGGACAGCUUUUACUAUUUUGAUGUACAUACUCAGUGAGACAUUUGAGAGAGCUUUGUGGGCAUCAGCUCACACAAGUUCUUUUUUGGACUGCUAGUGUGUUCACAGUUUUGGAAACCUUUUAGACAUUUCGCCUUGAGGAUGUUGAGAAAGUUUGCCAGCAUCUUUCAUAUUUGUCUGUUGACUGACCAUUACCAGAAAACCACAAUGUUUGUUUUAUGUGCUGACGUGAUGUCAGAAGUGUUUCCUCUUACCACAGAAUAGGAGUUUUCUUGCCACCGUGUGGAAGUGGAGCAUCUAAAACUUACUUACCAUGUAUAGCAGUAAACGUGCUUACUAUGCCUCUGAAACAGGUCAUAGUUGCAUUUUAUUCACAAAAUUGUGCCACCAACUGGACUCUACAUGCUUCUGUAGCAUUUAUUUUCUCCAAAGCAGUGAUAUAAAAGUAGUGCAUGAAGUCUUCCAUGUGGAAGGCACGUAACCUUCAGAGAAAUGACGAGAUGUCGUGGAAACGUCACUAUUAUCCUGUCUGUCUUGAUUAAAUCUCACUGAUAUUCUCAGUGGUUUUGCAUGUUGUUUGAUCAUUCAGAUAUUCACUAUUAGCAUAAAGUCAAAUAAAUGUGCAGCUGGCAAAUUGUUUCUAAGAAAUAAAAGAUGUUUUUCAAGGCAUGUUAUCAAUUAAAUUCAUAUUUUCACUAGAUUAGUUGUGCCAGUGAAAAUGAAAGAGGCAUGAAUGCAGGAUCGAAGAAGGUGAAGAUUUGGCUUUGAUAUUCCCAUCAGAUAAAGGCUGUAGAUUUGUCACAAAUGGAGAGACAGAAUCUAGUGAGGUUUCCUAACAGUUGUUCUAUGUAGUGUGCAGCUGACAUAUUUCCAGGUAUGGCUAUGUAAGAAUAAUCAGGGUGCAACGACAUGAUGAUGAUGGGUUUUUUUAUGUCCACUCCAUUUUUCACCUGAAGACUACAAUCAUAUGUGGAGGCAGCUAGAGUAUUUACAUGCUAAAAUGUAUCUCAGCUAAUUUACAAAGCUAAAGAAAAAAAAUACUGGAAGUCUAAAGUCCUGUAGCUGCAGCCAGAGACUGUGAUGUUCAUUACACCACAUGUUCGGGUUGGAUCAUGGAGCAGACAGAGUCUUUUCUCUAGGGUGGCUGAAAGUGAACUUAUGAGGGUUGCACCAAAUGGAAAGCCUUUGAUGAAAACAUGGGAUUGAUUAUUGACUUACAGUUUGGUGCGUUUAAGGGAUGGUGGGAAGCUCCAAUUGUCCAGCUUUCAAACUAAGUCCUGAGAAUUAGGUGGCAAACUGCAACCCUUUAUCGCGCAGGAAAUGAUUUAAGUUAGCUAAAUGCCAAAUAUGAUGCAUUUUCAAUUCUUAGCAUGUUCACAUUGGCAUCUCAGCAUUCCAUCAUAGCAUUAAACAUAUUAGGUAAUAACUGAGUUAUUUUGAGGUAUACUGUCAUGAACUGAAGUGACAGGUGGACAUUUAUUUUAUUAUAAAUUUCAUGUCAAUCCAGUUUGUUAAGAUAUAGCUAGAAAAAUGCUAGCUAAAAUGCUAGCUAAAAUUGAUGCUUUUACAAAUGACCAGCAGUACAUUUUUUAGUAAAUGUGCAAAAACACAUUUAAACACCUCCUUAAAAUUGGACACAUGCAGAUACCUAAACAUACAAAAAUCUGUUUCAAAUUAGCAUUCAGUUUCCUUAUAACAAUCCAUCCCAUAUGUAGUUUCUAAUGAAAAUAAAUAGUUUGGGCUUUAUCUAAUGGCCCACAACAGCAGAACAGCUCUGGGAUGCACAUUUAUUGUGUGUGGCCAUAUAUUUGGGACUCUAUAGGCUUUUAGGCUUCUCAGGCUGUGGUUUGAUCCGUCAAUAAAUGACGCCCACACAGAAUGUUUUGGAUUAAACAUGAUGUUCUAAUUAUAAGAUAAUACUUUCAGGAUUUGCAUCCUGUUUUAAUUCAGACUUUCUUUGUGGCGCAUUCAGAGAGACACACACACACAGAAAACAAAGCUGUCUUGACAGAUAGAUUGAAUAUGGAUUGUAAGGAUGUUUGGUCAUUGUUUGAUCAUAACUGUAUGAUAAAUCACUGAUAAAUCCAACAUCAAAGUUUUGAGACAGACAUUGUUUUCGUGGGAACUUUUUAAUUUCCCCCACCAAUUACUACUACUUUGGAUACAUUCACAAGGAUGGAUUUCCAUUUAUAAAUAAUGACGACAACACAGACUGAUAGAGAUAGCUUCUUGAACAUAGGAUCACUUGGAGAAAUAGAGUAUAUCAAUACACAAUAUACACCUUCUGUUGCAUAUUUGUUCUUAUGUUUAGACUAAAGGUUGUUUUUUGUCCAAAGAAUGUUCUGCUGUGACUAAAAAUCUGGCAAAUCCUUUGUGCAAAAGAGUCCCAUCUGUGUAUCCUCAGGUUCCCUCUCCUCCUAAAUGGGAUGUAAUUGUUUAGUGAUUAAGGUCUAUUACUUGCUGAACGACUUCCAUUUUCAAAUCAGCACAUUAUCUCUUACUUCCUCAAAGGGACUGGGGAAGCAGAGUGAGGAAAAAAAACAAACAUUAUUUCUGUAAUUCUGCCUCAAAUUUUCCUGCUCCAGUGGAGGAUAUGAAUGACGAGGCCCAUUCUGAAAACAGAAGAUGAUAAUGAUGCUCUUCUGUCUGCAGGCGCCAGCACAAACAUAUGUUAACUUUCUCCACAGCUUGAACACUGUAAUUAACAAAGUGGUGAGUACCUGGAAUGGGCAGGAACAGAGAAAGCGAAAAAAAAAAAAAGAAGAUGAUUGUGAACAAAUAACGGGGUUUGUCACACUUUGUAUAUGUUGAAAUAUUCAGCAUAUAAUGCACAAAAGCACACAACUUAAUAUUUUAAACUAUACCUCAGUUGAAUUGUUUUAUCUGAGAAGCAACACACCGCUAAUUAUGUCGUCUAGUCUGGUUCGUUAAAUUUUCUAUACCUUAACCCCCCACCCUCUCCAUAACCUCCACAGCACAAUAAACAGCAAGCCAGACUUUGAGUGGCCGUGCUAAUGAUAAGGCAUGACAUAGUAAGGGAAAACAAGGUUGUUAAAAAGCAGAUGUCUGCACCGGUUCACAGAUGGAAUUGAUAUUGACAUGGCUGGAGGUGAUAUGUUGUAGUGUAGGUUGUGCAUGCAAAGUGGAAAAAUGUAUGUGCUUUAAUGAGCCUGGGUGGCUGGGGCUGCAGCUGCGGAGAGAGGGGGAUAUUUACUCUAUACCAACAACAUAUUCCACUCAGUCUGAGAAAGACACACGCAACGUGAGCAAGGGAGGAGGCAUCAUCUCUGAUCAACCAACCGUGAUCAUGCGGACAGUGGUGCUCCUCCUCAUAAUGGGAAUAGUGGAUCUGAGCAUCAGUCAGCAUUACAGCCAGUUCCAGUGGUUGUCCCAGCUGCGAGGGCGGCGGCGGUAUGCCGGCUGGCAGGCUGACGACGUGGACUGCCCCCUGGAGUGCGACUGCCCUUCAAUCUACCCCACGGCUAUGUAUUGUAACAGCCGCAACCUUCAGCACGUUCCCUACGUUCCCUCACAUAUAAAGUACGUCUACCUGCAGCGUAACCAGAUCACAGGCAUCCAGGAUGGCGUGUUUGACAAUGCUACCAGCUUAGUCUGGGUUGUUUUGUUUCACAACCAGCUCAACUCAGACAAGAUCGGCAAGAAUGUCUUCAGCAAGCUCAAGAACCUGGACCGGCUGUUCUUGGAUCACAAUGAGCUCACCCGUGUUCCUCCCAACUUGCCCAAGUCUAUCACGGACCUGCGGCUUGGUCACAACAAGAUCUCAAAAAUCCUCUCCAACUCAUUCGAGGGGAUGGCCAACCUCACCAGCCUUCAGCUCCAAGCAAACGCCUUAGAGGACAUUGGAGGUGUGUUCAAGGGACUGAAGUCUCUGACCCUGCUGGACAUGAGGAAAAACAAGCUGAGGAAAAUCCCAGACAAUCUCCCGGAGAGGCUGCAGCAGCUAUACCUGGAGUUUAAUAACAUUGAGAGUGUGCCGGCGGGCUUCCUUAUUAUGUAUCCCAAACUGCAGUUUGUCCGGUUGUCUCAUAACAAGCUGACUGAUAAAGGACUUCCCUCCAAUGUCUUCAAUAUAAGCACGCUGGUCGAGCUUGACCUUGCCUUCAAUAAACUGGAGAAGAUCCCCAUUGUCAGUAGGAACCUGGAGAACCUUUAUUUACAAGCCAAUAAGAUCAAAGAGUUCUCCUUGAGCAGUUUCUGUGGACAUGGCAUAGACAUGACAAACUUCUCCAAGCUGAGAAUGCUGCGUUUGGAUGCCAAUGAGAUCAGUGCCAAAGACAUUCCUGCUGAAGCUGCCUACUGUUUGCGGCGUGUUGCCUUUAUCGAUGUGUAAUGCUUCCUGAUAUCUCUCACUGAUGAUGUCUCCACUCAUCCAGGGUGUUGCUUUCCCUGCAACACCCCUACCUUUUGUCCCAUGUCACUAUAUUUAUCUUAUAUUGUUCACAGUCCUCUCUAUCAAUGCAUUUUUGAGAUAAUGUGUCCUUUAACUGUUAUGAGAGCUACUAUUAUUAAUCCAAAUGAUUAAACAGUUCCAGUAUUAGUCAACGGGAAAUACCACAGUUGUAUAAUCACGUAUCCAGAUGACAGGCACAUGGAUGACAAAGAGCAAUGAGGAAUGGCCAGAUGACUGGCAUCCUUAAACAAACUAAUUAUAAUAUCAGUCACAGUAUUCUGGCAAAAUUAUACUGUAAGUUUAAAUAAGUCGUAACUGAUGACAACAAUUUCUUUUUGUGUCUGUUCUGGCAAAUAUAUAACCUGUAUAAAACUGCCAAUCAUCAGUGAGAGAUUCAGUUUGGAUCUUUGCCUCCACCAUGUGGCACAAGAUGAUAAAAACAGUUAAGCAGCAACAAUCCUCAAUGAUUCUGACUACUAUUAUUUGGCAAGGUCACUUUUUAAGCAAAGCUGUAUACAAUUAAUGAUGCACACUCAAAGCUGUAUUUACUGUUUGACUGUGCUGGCUGAUAAAUCUAUAGAAUAUGGUAAAUAGUAAAUGGACUGGACUUCUAUAGCGCAUUUUUACCUUAACGGACAAAGCGCUUUACAAUUUUUGCUCAUUCACACACACAGUCACACACUGAUGGCAGCAGAGCUGCCAUGCAAGGCGCUGGCCUGACCAUCUUGGGGUUCAGUGUCUUACUCAAGGACACUUGCCUCAUAUGAUAUAUAAUGUCUGUUCAUAAUUUAACAUUUAAGGUUAUAUUAUCAAGUGUUUGCAUCUAUAACUGAUGAAAAAUAUGUAUUCCUAUUCAAAUGAGCCUCUGAAUUAUCCAAAGCUAAUCAUAUACUGUUAAAUUUAAUCUAAUUGUUUUAGUUAUUUUUUGUUAGUAACUGUGUGUUGUUAUCUUAAACUCAUUCACUCUGUAAAAAUAUUUUUAGGGUGUAAUUGUUGAGCCAAUGUGUAUUGUACUGUAUAUCACACAGAAAUGUGUGUUUGACAGAAAGUUAAAAUUAGAAUUGGUAACAUCUGAAUUGACACUAUUUAAUUUGUAUCCACUUAGCCACAAAGCUAUGAAUAAUACAUUUUUGUUUGUCACUCUUUUUCUAGGAAUUCACCACUUUGUACCUUCUAUUAUUAUAGUGAAGAAAAAAAUCUAUUUCCAGAGUUAUUUGUUCCCCUGACUGUUGACAGUGGUAUAUUUUUAGCAACAACAACAUGUUGUGUUUCCUCUAAUUUGAAGGUAAAAGAGGCAGAGAGGUUGGGAGAGAGAAAAAGGGCGGCAGCCCUCUUGACAAUUCUAACUGGUCUUAGGCAGUUCCCACAUAUUUAUUGUUGAAGACAACUUGCCUUUUCAUCUUCCACAGCUGCCUUUAAUCCUCUGCAGAAAGGCACUAAAUUGAAUUAUAGAAAUACUUUCCUUGUUUUGUAAUGGAGCAAUGUCUUGGGAUGAAGAAUGGAUUUCUGCCAGUGCAACAGUGGUUUGCACACUGAUAAGUGGUAGCCUGUGAAAUUAAGUGUGUUAUAGAUCAUGUUAUAUUGCAGGCUGCACAUGGUUCUGCAGAGGCUGUGGGGUAGGGCUGUGUGUUUUUCCCCUCCUCCGCUUCCUACACAGAUUCUUCAAAAACAAAAUAGAGGCCAGCACACAUGCACACGAUCACAUGUGGGAAUCUUUUGACAGGGGAAUUGUCCAAUUCUUCUCAAACUCAGACAUUAUGCAAUUUAUUAUUAUAAAACAUUAGGCUGGACCAUCACUGAGUAAACAUGAGUGAAAGUCAUGACAACAUGAGGGAAUGCACAUGCACUGCCUUUUUUCUCUCUCUCACUAUUAUCCUGUUAUGUGCCAAUUUCAGACAGUAAUGAUUAAAUGUCGUGCACGUAUAUGAGUAAACUGUAGUAGCACGUUUUUCCCACCAAAUCCUGUCACGCCCUGUGCUUGUAAAGCUGCAGCAGCAACUGGUGUGCAUCUAUCGUUUCUUCACCUCUCUGCCAGUAACAGCUCAAUGUGUUUGACCAAUAGCAGAAUAUUCUCCAGAGUUCAUGUUGAAACUAUUCAUACUGUUUUGCAAUAAAACUGGAUAUACAAAUCCUCGGUCAUAACUUUUAAAAAUUGGUCCCGUGUUAGACUUUGUAUUGAUUAGCAAUGUGGGCUGACAAUGAGGGAAACUAAACUACUUUCUAAAGUAGAGGGAAAGAUCUCUUGCCAAAGAUAAAAGCAUUUUUGACUCCUCAUAAAGUGUUAUGUCAAACAGGAUGUAGGCUAUAAAAUAAAGAGGCCUAAAUCCUUUAAUGAGGUUAUUAGCGACUCUUUAGAUGUGAUUUCACUGUGUUCAUAUAUGAGUACACUGGUAGCUGGACAGCUGGAGAUCAUUAAAUUUUGGAUUUGAUAUUGAUGG